AUGCAGAUUUUCGUGAAGACCCUGACUGGCAAGACCAUCACUCUUGAGGUCGAGUCCAGCGACACCAUCGACAAUGUCAAGAGCAAGAUCCAGGACAAGGAGGGCAUUCCUCCUGACCAGCAGCGCCUCAUCUUCGCUGGUAAACAGCUCGAGGAUGGCCGUACCCUGAGCGACUACAACAUCCAAAAGGAGUCAACCCUGCACCUGGUCCUCCGUCUUCGCGGCGGUAUGCAAAUCUUCGUGAAGACCCUCACCGGCAAGACGAUCACUCUCGAGGUUGAGUCCAGUGACACCAUCGACAACGUCAAGAGCAAGAUUCAAGACAAGGAAGGCAUUCCUCCGGAUCAGCAACGUCUCAUCUUUGCCGGAAAGCAACUCGAGGAUGGUCGCACCCUUUCCGACUACAACAUCCAGAAGGAAUCUACUCUCCAUCUCGUCCUCCGUCUCCGUGGUGGUAUGCAAAUUUUUGUCAAAACCCUGACUGGCAAGACGAUCACACUCGAAGUUGAAUCUUCAGACACAAUCGACAACGUCAAGUCGAAGAUCCAGGACAAGGAGGGCAUCCCACCGGACCAACAACGAUUGAUCUUCGCUGGCAAGCAGCUUGAGGACGGCCGAACACUCUCAGACUACAACAUCCAGAAGGAAUCCACUCUCCAUCUCGUUCUCAGAUUGCGUGGUGGCAUGCAGAUUUUUGUCAAGACCCUGACCGGCAAGACUAUUACGCUGGAAGUCGAGAGCUCAGAUACCAUCGACAACGUCAAAUCCAAGAUCCAGGACAAGGAGGGUAUCCCACCCGACCAGCAGAGACUGAUCUUUGCCGGCAAGCAGCUUGAAGAUGGCCGGACGCUAUCUGACUACAACAUUCAGAAGGAGAGCACCUUGCACUUGGUGCUGAGACUGCGUGGUGGUCAGUAA
This is a messenger RNA of Cladophialophora carrionii CBS 160.54, 918 nucleotides long. RefSeq names its product polyubiquitin. The transcript has a single exon. The coding region runs from base 1 to 918 and encodes 305 amino acids. NCBI's taxonomy places the organism in Eukaryota, Fungi, Ascomycota, Eurotiomycetes, Chaetothyriales, Herpotrichiellaceae. Gene Ontology annotation, biological process: modification-dependent protein catabolic process; protein ubiquitination. The record is from RefSeq and is a predicted model, not a curated record. Gene Ontology annotation, cellular component: nucleus; cytoplasm. Gene Ontology annotation, molecular function: ubiquitin protein ligase binding; protein tag activity.